Messenger RNA from Mesocricetus auratus (golden hamster), 4007 nucleotides. RefSeq names its product transmembrane serine protease 7 (gene Tmprss7). Gene Ontology annotation, biological process: proteolysis. NCBI's taxonomy places the organism in Eukaryota, Metazoa, Chordata, Mammalia, Rodentia, Cricetidae. Gene Ontology annotation, molecular function: serine-type endopeptidase activity; protein binding. The transcript has 18 exons. The record is from RefSeq and is a predicted model, not a curated record. Bases 1428 to 3917 code for a protein of 829 amino acids. Gene Ontology annotation, cellular component: plasma membrane.
AGCCAAUGAGCAGAGUGGUAUGGUUAAGAAGGUAGAAAACACUUAGGAGAGUUCAUCAACAGUAGAGGGAACCCUCGAUGACUGACCUAAGUGGGUUCCUGCUCAAGGCAGGCCAAGACUCACAGAAGCAUAGAGAAUGAAUGUGGCUAAAUAUCAAGGAUCAUCACAUAUCAAGCAUGUGGGGAUUUCCACAGAAUCACCUUUAGUGGGCCUCUUUCAACAACCUGGAUAGACUAGUGAAUGACAGGGUCCAAGGACAAAGUCUACUUAAAGAGACAGCUCAGAGGAGCCUCGGUAACCUUGGGUGAGAGAGAUUCUUCCCUAGGGACCACUGCUUAGUAUGAAUAUUUUGCCUAUAUUAAUUGAAUAUGAGUUCUAGAAAAACAGUAGAAUACAACAGAGUGAACCUUCUAGUUAAAUUAUAAAGUCUAAAGUAUCUAUCCCACUGAUGCCCAGAUGUCUCAGAGAAAGAUGUAUUUACUUGUGUGAGUUUUCUCUGCAACAAGAGGUAUUCUGACCAUAUCUUCCAGCAUUGCUCUUCCCAUUCUUGGAUCUGAUGCAGAUUCCUAUGGAAGACAUGGGUGCAAGGGAUUUACAUCAGGAAGGCUCCUGGGCUUUCUUAGGAUCCAAGACUAAAGCGGGGAGAGAUAGAAGAAAUCCUGAUAGGUAGAUUUCUAAGGGUUGGAGAGCUGAGGGCAGGAUUGGAGAGCGUUCCUUUAGGAGCAUACAAGAGAUACUAACAAGGCAGAAACUUAAUGACUUUUUCCCCCCUUUGGAAACAAGGUCUCCACAUGUAGUUGAGGAUAUCCUCAAACUUUGGUCCUUCAGUUUCUAUCACCCAAGUUCUAGGAUAAAGGAGUGUGUUACCCCAUCCAUUUUAAUUGCUUGAUUAUUCUAUUGUACAAUCUGUAAAGACAUCUUAGCAUAAACAGAAUAAAUCCCCCUCUGAUAGUCUGAGUAAAUGAGGUUGGUCUUACCAACUUAGAAAGGUUUGAAGAAGACAGAUAGGAAAAGCAAGAGCCAGAUGACCAUUCUGAAAUUAAUUUUAAGUUGAGGACUCACAGAGGACAAUAGAAUAAUGCAUAUUUGAUUAAUUUAAAUCCUAAUGACAUGUAUCAAUGUAUUUUGUCUGUUGGGUUGAAUUUCUGGUAGGGAACUGAGUCCUUGGUUCAUUGUAGAGUUACAUUUGAGACCCUUUCAUUGUGGGAGAAACACUGAAUGCUAGGUCCCUUUAACUUUUCAGUGAAGCAAGGAGACAGCUUCAGUUUCUGAACUGGACCCAGGGAGGUAAGCUGACUCCAUUCCUCUGUAAGCUAGCUGAACACAGUGACUGUCUCUCAAUUCUUCCCAAGCGAGCAUGUAAGGGAGUGAGUGGACACAGGCUGGCCUGCAGACAUCCUGACGUGGUCACACACAGAAGCCUGGACAUGGACAAAGAAAACAGUGAUGCUUCCUGCAAAUCCUCAGACCUGAAAAUAUCCAACAUCUCCAUUCAGGUGAUCAGUGUCCCGGGGAAGCUACCAGGGAGAAGACUGCCUCGAAAACCCAUUGGCAAAGCCAGGUCCCGCAAGCAGCCCAAGAAGAGAGUACCCCUUUGGAACGUUCAAAAUAAGAUCAUUCUCUUCACUGUGUUUUUAUUCAUCCUGGCCGUCACAGCCUGGACGCUUCUGUGGCUCUAUAUCAGUAAGACAGAGAGCAGAGACGCCUUUUAUUUCGUUGGGAUGUUCCGCAUCACCAACACUGAGUUUCUUCCUGAGUACCGGCAGAAGGAGUCCAGAGAAUUUCUCUCCAUGGCCAAGACCGUACAGCAAGUGGUAAACCUCGUGUACACAACAUCUGCUUUCUCCAAAUUUUAUAAGCAGUCUGUGGUUACAGAUGUCAGUAGUAACAACAAAGGUGGGCUCCUGGUCCACUUUUGGAUUGUGUUUGUCAUGCCACAUGCCAAGGGCCACAUCUUUUGUGAAGAGUGUGUGGCAGCCAUCUUGAAGGACUCCAUCCAAACCAGCAUCAUAAACCGCACCUCUGUGGGGAACUUGCAGGGUCUGGCUGUGGAUAUGGACUCUGUGGUACUAAAUGCUGGGCUCCGGUCAGACUACUCUUCAACAAUAGGAUCUGACAAAGGCUGCUCCAACUACUUCUAUGCAGAUCAUCUGACCCUCCGCUACCCUCUGGAAAUUUCUGCAACCUCAGGACAGCUAAUGUGCCACUUUAAGCUAGUGGCCACAGUGGGUUAUCUAAUUCGUCUCUCAAUUGAGUCCAUCCAGUUGGAAGCUGACAACUGCAUCACUGAUUCCUUGACUGUUUAUGACUCCCUCUUGCCAAUCCGGAGUGCUACCCUGUAUAGAAUCUGUGAACCCACAAGAACACUAAUGUCGUUUGUUUCUACAAAUAAUCUCAUGUUGGUGACACUGAAGUCUCCUUAUGUACGGAGGCUGUCAGGGAUCCGGGCAUAUUUUGAAGUCAUUCCAGAACAAAAAUGUGAAAACACGAUAUUGGUCAAGGACAUCAACAGCUUCGAAGGGAAAAUUUCAAGUCCGUAUUACCCAAGCUACUAUCCUCCAAAGUGCAAGUGCACCUGGAAAUUUCAGACUCCCCUGACAACUCUUGGCAUAGCCCUGAAGUUCUACAAUUAUUCAAUAACUAAGAAGAGUAUGAAAGGCUGUGAGCAUGGCUGGUGGGAAAUUAAUGAACACAUGUACUGUGGCUCCUACAUGGAUCAUGAGACCAUUUUCCGAGUGCCCAGCCCCUUGGUCCACAUCCAGCUCCAGUGUAGCUCCAGACUUUCAGACAAACCUCUUUUGGUAGAAUAUGGCAGCUACAAUAUCAGUCAACCUUGUCCUGCUGGAUCUUUUAGAUGCUCCUCUGGUUUGUGCAUCCCCCAGGCCCAGCGCUGCGAUGGAGUAAAUGACUGUUUUGAUGAAAGUGAUGAACUUUUCUGUGUGACUUCCAAACCUGCCUGCAACGCCAGUAUCUUCCAGCAGCGUGGCCCCCUGGUCUGUGAUGGCUUCUGGGACUGUGAGGAUGGCCAGGAUGAGCAGAACUGCACUCGGAGCAUCCCAUGCACCAACAGGACCUUUAAAUGUGGCAAUGACAUGUGCUUCCAGAAACAAAAUGCGCAGUGUGAUGGGAUAGUGGAUUGUCCAGACGGAAGUGACGAAGAGGGCUGCAGCUGUAGCAGAAGUUCUUCCUCUCCCCACCGCAUCGUUGGGGGUUCUGACUCCUAUGAGGGGACCUGGCCAUGGCAGGUGAGCCUCCACUUCGUUGGAUCAGCCUACUGUGGUGCCUCAGUCAUCUCCAGGGAGUGGCUUCUCUCUGCAGCCCACUGUUUCCAUGGGAACAGGCUGUCUGACCCCACUCCAUGGACUGCACACCUUGGGAUGUAUGUACAGGGGAAUGCCAAGUUCGUGUCUCCAGUGAGAAGGAUUGUGGUCCAUGAAUACUAUAACAGUCAAACCUUUGAUUAUGAUAUUGCUUUGCUACAGCUCAGUAUAGCCUGGCCUGAGACCCUGAAACAGCUCAUUCAGCCAAUAUGUAUUCCCCCUGCUGGCCAGAAACUGCGCAGUGGGGAGAAGUGCUGGGUGACCGGCUGGGGGCGAAGGCAUGAAGCAGAUAAGAAGGGCUCCCCGGUUUUGCAGCAAGCAGAGGUAGAGCUCAUAGAUCAAACUGUUUGUGUUUCCACCUACGGAAUCAUCACUUCCCGGAUGCUCUGUGCAGGGGUUAUGUCUGGCAAGAGCGAUGCCUGCAAAGGAGAUUCGGGUGGACCCUUGUCUUGUCGAAGAAAGAGCGAUGGAAGAUGGAUUCUGACUGGCAUUGUUAGCUGGGGACACGGAUGUGGAAGGCCAGAUUUUCCUGGUGUUUACACAAGGGUGUCAAAUUUUGUUCCCUGGAUUCAUAAGUAUGUCCCUUCUCUUUUGUAACUGUACCAGUUGAAUUUUUAACUGUUACUUACAUGAUAAAGUCUUGAAAAAAGUGUAAAUAUUAUCAAUAAAUUUAAUCUGUUUUUUCAA